Molecule: messenger RNA, 3132 nt
Organism: Bombus pascuorum
Lineage: Eukaryota; Metazoa; Arthropoda; Insecta; Hymenoptera; Apidae
Product: protein BTG2-like
Exons: 1
Coding region: 759-1283 (174 amino acids)
Biological process (GO): negative regulation of mitotic cell cycle; negative regulation of cell population proliferation
Cellular component (GO): nucleus; cytoplasm
Source: RefSeq, a predicted model, not a curated record
GAGACAAAGCUACUUCGUUCGCGUCGACGGUCGCUGCCACUAGAAAGUCGUUGGCAGUUGGUGGGUGCGGUUGUUAUGUGAGUCGGAAAAAAAGUGUGUCGAUUGAGUUUCGUGAGAAAGUUUUGCCCGGUUACAAGGUGCACUAAGUGAAGCGUAGAAGAAAAGAAGGUUAUUGUUGCUGCGUUCUUUGUAUUUUACGUUUCAUCGUUUUAACGAAUCUCUGUGGUAUCUCAGAGAUCGAUUGGGAGAAACGAGUUGGAACGCGUUUACGAUCGAAAAAGUUACGAUCGUCACGACAUCUCUGACUUCCGACAGAUUAAUUUCGUCGCUUUUGGGAGACGAUCCCAACGAAAUUUGAAAAUUCUAAAACAGAAGAUACGCGCUACUAUCACAGAGACUUAAGAUUGAAACAAAUUGUGUCAUAUCUUAGUCGAUAUUUGCGAAAGAACAAUCGAAAAGCGCUCAGUUUCUUUUCGCGCUGGAGCGUCAGCGAACGAAUACUAAACGCGAUCGUGCGACGUGGCGACGACGCCAUUUUGUGAAGACUCCUGUGUGCGAACUGCGAGCAACAACGGUCUCUCUCGAGCCGUGAUCUCUCGAAUCACGGAAGGAAUAGUGCUUUCUUUUGAUCGCGUCGUCUCUCGUCUCUAUCGGGGGAAAAAACAACGGAAGAAGUGGAAGAAGAAGAAGAGUGGUACUGUACUAUCAGCAAAAUUUUAUCAUAGACCGUUCGUCCUGGGUCGUAUUGCAUACCAACCAUGAGACUGGAAAUUGUGUCAGCGGCGGAUUUUUUGGUGCAUCUACUGCGUCUUCAGACAGGUCAACUGUCUGAACGUCAGCUGGAGAUGUUCAAGUCCUCUUUGACGGAGGUUUUGCGUCAUCGUUACAGGGAUCACUGGUUCCCAGAUCGACCAAAUCGUGGUUCCGGUUACCGUUGCAUACGUAUCAACGGUAAAAUGGAUCCAGUAAUAGCACAGGCAGGUGCUAACGUCGGUUUACUGCCAACGGUAUUGCAUAGCUUGUUUCCAAGCGAGCUCACCAUGUGGAUCGAUCCAUCGGAAGUAUCCUACAGAAUCGGUGAAAACGGAUCUAUUUGUGUUUUAUACGAACGUACAGAACCUGAACCGGAAGAAUCUCAACAUCAGCAUCAACACCAACACCAGCAUCAACACCAUCAGCAGCAACAGCAACAACAGCAGCAGCAAUUUGAAAGUUGCAAGGAUUCGUUGUUAUUGGAGCAUUCACAAUUUAGCGAGCAGAUCGCCGCGUUCGUUUCCAGUUGAAGCGUUUUUCCACGUAAAUUCAUCGAUGCGACAACACUAGCAUCUUGUUUCGUUUUCACUGGACGUGCAUCACGCUCUCGGAUUGAUCAAAGCACAUGGGUUUCAUGAUAUGUGGAUGGCGUUCCUCUGGUCGGGUGAAUGUUUAACUCGUGCACACGAACGCGCAAUUUUACUCUGUAUAAGUCGAGUUUCAAAGGAAAUGAAGUGUGCACUGUUCUAUCUAAAUAAGGACAACAAACGUGUAAAAAAAGUGUAUAACCGUUUUUUUUUUUUUUUUUUUUUUUUUUUUUUUUUAUUUUAUUUUAUUUUGCUAAAGCUGAUUUAACCGAAAAAAUUCGUCCAAUACGUAUCGUUCGACGAGCUUUUGUCGGAGUCCCAACGAUCGUUAUCACGACCGACUCUAGUCCAACCGUACACAUACAUAUGUAUCAUCCUGAAUUUUUGUCAACCAUACGAAAGAGGAAGAGAAUUCAUGGAAUUCAUGGCAAGAAGAGCACCAUCAUCGUUUGAAUAUUCGAGGAGAAUAUUGCGCGUUCGCGUAACGACGAUGUCUAACUAGACCAGCGGUCCUCUUACGUUUUGGCGUAUUUCACGAGAAGAUCCAGUUUUUCCAACUCUUUCUGUUGAAAAUACCGACUGCUAGCGAGAUCGCGCCCGCAAAUGUGAGAAAAUAAUAUAUGGGCGAGCUCCGCUCCGAGGGUCUCUCUCAGACCGACAAAUUGAUCUCAGCUCACCUCCCGCGUACUUCCGUUUAUCUCGAAAAGAAGUUACGUCUGGAGUGGGGGAACAACGAACCAGUCUGUGGCCCUCUCUCUGUUCUCGUGAGAGGAAAAGCGAAACAAGCUUCUCUCCCCUCUCCCCCUCUCUUGGAAAGGAUUCAACAAUGUGUUUUUAUUGUCGCAAAUCUCUUUUCUUCCACGAACGUUUUUUAUCUAUCAAUCUAAUUGAUUAUUCUGAACCCUCUCGUGUUCCGAUGUUCUUGAUAUGCUUUCCCUCCGCUGAUGAAGGCCGAAGGACGAACAUCGAGGACGAAGAUGAAAAAAGAAGCAAUUGGUUUUCCAGUGAAAAAUUGACGAAUAACAUAUAUACUGCAUUCUCUCUUCUAUCCGCAUGGUCAACACGCUGGUUGAGCUUCAAGAAUUUUUUUUUCUCUCUAACCUCGCACGGUCAAUGCAAAUCACCACCGAGUCACACAUAUACGAGUAUACCAAACACAUACCAAGAAAAACCAACAUAUAUAUGUUUCCGUCACCACUUUGUCCAACAUACAGAAGAGACCUGUUACUAUAAACGAUUAUCGAUCUGUGUCGACCUUUCCAUUUUCUUCUUUGAUCCGGAGCUCCUCUUACAGCACGCAUUAACAAGCAUGCUAAUGGCAAUCAUAUUUAUCAACUAUUCUCGAUGUCACUGGUAUCGUAGCAGUGGCCCAUUAUCGUUCUUGGAUCGUCCAUAGCCAUUGUUUCAUUGAUCAUCAGUAGUCGAGCAGUCUCGAACUCGAUCCACGCGUCGGCAUCGUUGACACAAUAAGAAUACACGUUACACUUCAUACGUACAAACCUUUAACAAAAUGCGUGAGUUUUAUAUGUACAUAUAUAUAGGUAUUAUGUAUGUAGAGAGCACGUAUUGCGCAAGUCGAUGGAAACCAUAUUUGCGCGAAUACGUUGCGCCAAAUUGUAUAUUAUGUAUCUGUUUUGCGAGUAUAGAGCGAGGGGAAACGAAUGUAUAAAAGAGAGCACAAGAAACUGAGUGCGUGAUUGAAAGUGAGAAUGUGUGCCGUGUGCGUUGCGUGCAUAUUAUGUUACGUAUGUGUGUUGCCAUAUAGGAUGAAUGAGAGUAAGAAAGAAAGAAA